This is a messenger RNA of Racocetra persica, 454 nucleotides long. Lineage: Eukaryota; Fungi; Glomeromycota; Glomeromycetes; Diversisporales; Gigasporaceae. The record is from the annotation of a GenBank genome assembly.
GCUAUGUUGUUAGCCCCGACGGUGUAUCUACUGACCCCCGAAAGGUGGAAGCUGUUUGUAGCUUUCCUGUACCUACCACCCUGUGACAGUUGCGAGGAUUUCUGGGCCUGGCGUCUUACUAUCGAAGGAAACCACCUUUCAGGCCUUAAAAGAAAAGCUCACCACGGCCCCCGUCCUUGCCUCCCUAAUUUUUCACAAGAGUUUUUGCUUUUCACAGACGCUUUGGGAAUCGCUCUUGGCGCAAUUCUUUCCCAGAAAGAUUUGCAAGGAAGAGAAAGGGUCAUUUCUUAUGCUAGUCGUAGCAUGUCAUCUGCUGAGCACAACUAUUCAGUGACUGAACAAGAGUGUCUGGCUAUCGUAUGGUCCAUGUCCUACUUCCGACAAUAUCUUCACGCUACAUCACAGAUGUCUUGUUCGUUGGAUUUUGGCCCUGAAGGAAUAUACCUUCACCGUC